This is a messenger RNA of Centropristis striata (black sea bass), 4032 nucleotides long. RefSeq names its product methylthioribose-1-phosphate isomerase 1 (gene mri1). The transcript is spliced from 6 exons. Gene Ontology annotation, molecular function: S-methyl-5-thioribose-1-phosphate isomerase activity. Bases 578 to 1639 code for a protein of 353 amino acids. NCBI's taxonomy places the organism in Eukaryota, Metazoa, Chordata, Actinopteri, Perciformes, Serranidae. The record is from RefSeq and is a predicted model, not a curated record.
UGGUCUUAUGCUAAUAACGUGUUUGAAUGUGAAAUUUCCCCUGACAAAGGGGGAAAGAUGUGAGGGGGGAUGGUGGAGAGGCAGGAGCAGGAGAGGGAGUAAAAUUGGACAACCCGCGAGACUUUGGUGGGCGUGGCCACGAGGCGGGCUUCCUGCUCGGGGAGCACGUGGUUCCGUGUCUGCCUCCUGCUGUCUGUCACUGUGUGAAGGUUUCCAGCCCUUCUUCGCUCCUCUCCCCUGUUAUCCUCCCGUGCAACACAGCAGACCUUCUCCUCUUUUUGUACUCCGUCCCACCCGCACCUCCUCCUCCUCCUCCUCCUCUUCCUCCUUCUUCUCCUCCUCGUGCUGCACUUUCUCUUUGCGCCGCUCCCGGGACCAGGGACAGCCAGGCCGCGCUCACUUCAGCGUGUAUCCGCUCCAACAGAGAGGGAGAGUGUGUGUAUGUGUGUGUGUGUGAGUGUGUGAAAGUGUGUGUGUGACAGAGAGAGAGUGUGUGUGUGAGUGCGUGUGCGCGCACCCGGCCGCAACCGGUCCAUCCGUGUUCUCUCUCCCACUAUCCCGCCUCGUUUUUUCGGUCAUGACGCUGGAAGCGAUCCGCUACCGGGCCGGGUCCCUGCAGAUCCUGAACCAGCUGCUGCUGCCACACCAGACCUCUUACGAUGAGAUCCGCUCGGUGCAGGACGCCUACGAGGCCAUCAAGUCCAUGAAGGUGCGGGGCGCCCCGGCCAUCGCCAUCGUGGGCUGCCUCAGCCUGGCGGUGGAGUUGCGGGCGGGCGCCGGGGGCGACGACCCCGUGACCUUCAUCAGGGAGUCUCUGUGUCACCUGACCUCGGCCCGGCCCACCGCCGUCAACAUGGGCCGCGCCGCCCGCGAGCUGAUGGAGUUUGCUGAGAACGAGAGCAUGGAGAAGAACUCGGAGCAGCUCAGAGAAAGUGUAAUUGCCUGGAUCGAAGACAUGCUGGAGCGUGACGUCAAUGACAACAGGAAGAUCGGUAACUAUGGCGCCCAGCACAUCCUGUCUGGCGUUCCCAGGGACUCCGUGACCAUCCUGACACACUGCAACACCGGCUCGCUGGCCACCGCUGGAUACGGGACCGCUCUGGGUGUGGUGCGGAGCCUCCACACGCUGGGCCGGCUGAAGCGCGUCUACUGCACGGAGACGAGGCCGUACAACCAGGGCUCCAGACUGACGGCGUAUGAGGCGGUCGCAGAGGGAAUCCCUGCUACGCUCAUCACAGACAGCAUGGCGGCGCUCACCAUGAGAGAAAUGGACAUCACAGCUGUGGUGGUGGGUGCAGACCGGGUGGUUGCCAACGGCGACACGGCCAACAAGGUGGGCACAUACCAGCUGGCCAUCGCCGCAAAGCACCAUGGGAUUCCCUUCUACGUGGCCGCGCCCAGCACGUCCUGCGACCUGAGCCUGGAGAGCGGCCGUGACAUCAUCAUCGAGGUGCGCCCCCCGGAGGAGCUCACCAGCAUCAACGGAGUCCCCAUCGCCGCCCCGGGUAUCGAGGUGUGGAACCCGGCGUUCGAUGUGACUCCUCACCAGCUGAUCACAGGAGGCAUCAUCACAGAGCUGGGAGUCUUCCUCCCCUCCGAGCUGCAGGCGGCGCUCACCGGCCGCCUCACCGCCCUCUAGAGCCGCUCGGUGCCCUCUAGAGGCGCUCAACGCCCUCUAGAGCGCUCGGCGCCCUCUAGAGCCGCCCGGCGCCCUCUAGAGCCGCUCGGUGCCCUCUAGAGGCGCUCGACGCCCUCUAGAGCGCUCGGCGCCCUCUACAGUCGCUCGGCGCCCUCUAGAGCCGCUCGGCUCGGCGCCCCCUGCUGGUCCGUGUGCACCACUGCACCUUAACGUCACACACUCAAAGACACUCAUCUCAUCACAGAAAAACACACACACGCUCAUAGUUGUGGUUUCAUUUCAUCUCUGUAGACGCACAGUCACUGUUCCAUGUCAGUGGUGCACACAGAAGAAGAAGAAAAGUUCUUCACACACACACACACACACACACACACACACACACACACACACACACACACCUUCACUGCAGGGAGUCCAGCAGACAGUGUGCAGUCUCCCGUUCUGUUACGUCCAUCUUUGUUUGUUUUCUGUGGUCUUUCCAUUCCACCUUUCCCUCAGUUCUCCAUCUUUCAUCUUUCAUCUCUCCUGUCGCUUCUUUCUUGAUGGUUUCCACGACAACGAAUAGCGCUCAGCUGGACUCAAUCCCAUAAAUUCUAUUUGGCAAAAAAAAAAGAGAUAAUUGUUUUAGGGCUUCUUCAACUACAGACAAAAUCUUCCAAAUGACUGAUUUUUUGUUUUUUUGAAGUAGUGGUUUUUCUUAGCCAUGGUUUCUAAAAUGCUGCUACCCACUUGUAAAUAAACAUAUUCUUGCUGGUAGUGUGUACAUAUGUAGAAAACUAACCCCUGCUAGUGAAAGGCACUGCUAUUUUAACCAAAUGUGUGGUUUUCUGAAGUUAAAUUUGACAUCAAAAAUGUUAUAUUAACAUUUAUUUUGUUCUGCGUAGAAACCUUUUUGUAGAGGAAUAAUCCAAAUUUAUAAUCCAUAAAUUUCACAACCAGAUUUUUAGUGAUAUGAACAAUCAUUUCGCUCUCACUUUUUAAACCUGCGCGGCCAAAUUUGGAAUUUCGUGAGCGGUCGUCGUCAGUCAGCUGAAGCCUAUGACAAUACAUGGCUGUGUUUAUACCUCACUCCUUGUUUGUAUUUCACUAUUCCCAGUUAUAAUGUAUCAUACCACACUUGUAUUCUCAUAAUGUACUUAUAUAUGUAGCCAUACUUAUUUCAGCACCAUACAGUUAUUCAACGUACUGCACAGGACGCUCUGUAAGAAUGAAAAACCUAAAAAAAAAACAGAAAAAAAAACGGAAAUUGUCAUUUUUGCCAUGACGGCUUUUGCUGUGAUGUCAGAGGUCUGUUAUGCUGUUGUAUUUCUGUAAUACAGGCAUCACCAUUAAAGGAAUAGUUCACCCCAAAAUGAAAGUUUGGUCAUCUGCUCACUUGCAUGUCAGUCAAAACUUUACUGAUGUUUGUGAAACCACAAAAUAGAUAUAUAACUUCAGGCUCUUUUUUUUUUUUUUUUAGAGCCUAGAAAAUUGUUUUUUUGUUGUUUUUUUUAAAUCAAAUGAUAACCUAAUAUCUUGAAAUUUUCUAAUGCACUUUGCUCGUCUCUGAAGGUUGUUUUUCAGCAGAACAAUACAAGAAAAGCUAAAUAUUGGACUUUAAAGCUGCAUUAAUCAAUAUUUUAUAUCAACAUUACAUUAGAUUUGUGAAAAGUGUCACUCACAAAAAAAAAAUCACUAAAUUCUUCAGCUUCAGUUUGUUUUUUGCUUGUUUCCACUCAUUGUUUCGGUGUUACAGCCCAGAAUGUUACUGGUUUAAUUCAUUCAACUUUAAGUCUUACAAUAAGCUGUUUUCAGUGAAAAAGCUCCAUUAAACCCACUGUGUACUGCUGCUGGGCACCAAACAUCAGACGGACACAGUAAGCAACAUCGUUUAUCCAAAAUGAGUUGGUGGAGACCAAAACGGAGCUAAAUUGAGAGAAUUUGGGGCAGUGAGACCCAAACAUAACUCCAAAUGAGUGAUUAUGUUGCUGUGUUUGAAUAACAAUAACCCUAUUCACAGCUUCUAACAGUAAUAUGUCAAUGCUGUGUUUACACCUUGUUAUGAAAGCAGAAUUUGACACUGCAGGUAUCUGUGUUUAGAGAAAUAAAGGCUUGUAUUUCUUUUAAUAAAAAUAUGAUUUUAACUUCUCAGAAGUCUAAGAGGGACUUAUGAUGCCGAGUCGUGUGGCCUUGCACACUUUGAAAUUAAUUGAAAACUUAAUGUGGGGAUGAGCAAUAGAUGACUUCUUGUCUUUAUUUUGAGGUGAACUAUUCCUUUAACUCGGAGGGUCUUAUCCACACUGCACCAACAAUCAGAAUGUAAUAUUCAACUCAGAUGAAUUUGCAGACACUCGGCCACUUCUCGCCUUUGUGCUCUGUUCAGAAUGUGUUUCCACUGUUUCCCUAUAGUCAGG